This is a messenger RNA of Pseudomassariella vexata, 1235 nucleotides long. RefSeq lists its product as uncharacterized. Lineage: Eukaryota; Fungi; Ascomycota; Sordariomycetes; Amphisphaeriales; Pseudomassariaceae. Bases 137 to 1156 code for a protein of 339 amino acids. The record is from RefSeq and is a predicted model, not a curated record. The transcript is spliced from 2 exons.
CCCCGUGCUCAAAGCUUGAUUUUCCUAGUUCAGCUUCAGCAAGAGUGCAGCAGGCAUGUGAAGAAAUUUGCUGAAUUUUUGAAACUUCAACAACGGCACACGCAGCACAAGAACCGCCCGAAGCCCAUUCGUCGCCAUGCCUCACAAACACACCCGCAGAGAAAAGGACUUAUCCACAUUCAACUUACCCCCAACGCAAUUCGCCAAGCCACUGCCAGUCACACAAUUGAAGAAUGAUUGGCGUGCGAAGAGGAAGAAUGGAAAGUCAAAGAAUCUCGCCAGCGAACCGCAGAUCAAUCAGAAGCGGAAGCGAGAACCGACUCAGAAAGACGAUGCACCGAGAGCGUUCAAGAGGCUGAUGGCCUUUGCAGAUGGCAAAAAGCCGCCAUCUGGACUCGACAACGGGACAUCUUCGAAACCCAAAUCAAAGAAGAACAAGAAGGCAGUGGUGGAUGCUACCGGGACAGAGGCCGCCGAAACAUCCAGGGCUGCAGAGUCUACAGAGACCAAGAAUAGAUUGGAGAUCCCUACGAUCCGUCCCGGGGAGCGCAUGUCCGAAUUCGCUGCUCGUGUCGACGCGGCUCUUCCCCUGAGCGGAUUGAUCAACAAAACCGCCAGGACUGGAAACGACCCGUUGAAACUGAAAGUGUGGCGGACCAAGAAGGAGAUGCAAAUGCACAAGCUGUACGACGAGUGGAGGACCGAGGAACAAAAGAUCAAGGAAAAGCGAGAGGAGGAGCUAGAGUUGGCAGAGGAAAAGGAUCAAGAGGAGCAAGAACUAGGCGUGACAUGGAAGGUCGAUGCGCAAGUUGGCGCCAAGGGGAAGAAGAAAAAGAAGGGCAAGCGCUCCAAGUAUGCUGGGGAGGCUGCCGAGCCGGAAGAGGAUCCUUGGGCGGAGCUCAAGCGGAAGAGAGGGGAGACGAGACCCGGACUCCAUGAUGUUGCGAAGGCGCCACCGGAACUGCACAAGAAGCUACCACAUAGGCUAACUGUGCGAGGUGCUGCUGUGGCAGUUGAUGGAAUUCCUAAGGCUGCGGGAAGUCUGAGGAGGAGAGAGGAACUGCAAGAGGUUCGAGAUGAUGUGGUGGCGCAGUACCGAAAAUUGAUGGAGGGAAAACGACCAAGCUUGUACCAAACGCAAGACAGCGAGAGCUGAUCCCAUGCAUAUUCAGUCACGUACUAGAUACCCUAAAUUACAUUCAAUGCUAAAGGCUCUCUCGUCAAUAUUACCAUAC